Messenger RNA from Fonsecaea monophora, 1476 nucleotides. RefSeq lists its product as hypothetical. The transcript is spliced from 2 exons. Bases 1 to 1476 code for a protein of 491 amino acids. The record is from RefSeq and is a predicted model, not a curated record. Lineage: Eukaryota; Fungi; Ascomycota; Eurotiomycetes; Chaetothyriales; Herpotrichiellaceae.
AUGUCGUCUCCAGUCUUCACCGACACGAAUCUAGACUACGAUGAUGAAUCAUGGGACCAAAGUGUGCAGAUUUACGAUACAUGGAAGAGCAAGCUUCUCAAAAGGGACAACCUCCUCAAGAUUGGGAAACUAAUAGACAAAUACAGAGGUGGCGUUCCCGACACGCUGUCAAGUCCCCAGAAAGGAGCCUUCAAUGCCUGGAUUCGCUUGAAGUUUGUCGAUGGCGGCUCAGCAGUCAUGCGAAUUCCACUACCCGGGAAGACAAUGUUUCCGGCAGAGAAGACCCAACGUGAGGUGGAUGUGAUGCGAUAUCUGUCGGACAAGACCAGCCUGCCGGUUCCCCUUGUACUGCAUUUGGGCACAGCUGAGGAGAGUCCAAAUGGGCUGGGUCCCUUUAUCAUCAUGGAGUUUAUCGAACACGAAUGUGACCUCGUUGAUGCGCUCAAUACACCGGAUAUCCCAUACGAGGAACGGCCAAUUCUGGAUCCGUACAUAUCCAGCGAACGACUCCAUUUUGUAUACAGGCAAAUGGCCGAUGUCAUGCUCCAGUAUUCCAAACACACCUUUAUGAAGAUCGGAAGCAUCUCAUCUUCCGACGAAGGUGAUUCAUGGGUUGUCAGCCACCGCCCUCUGACAUUGAACAUGAACGAGCUAGUCCAACUAGGCAACGUCUCCCCGGAUGCUCUCCCCCAAGGCCCAUUCGAAACGUCGACAUCUUACUACACAGCACUUGCCUCCAUGCAUAUAGCACAUCUCAAAGCUCAACGUGUUAGUGGGAUGCAAGCCACGGAAUUCCGGCGAAAAUACAUUGCGAGAUGUCUCUUCCAUAGACUGGCGAGGGAGGGCCGAUUUUCCAAAUACGGCGACCGAGGGCCAUUUCCUCUGGUCAACGAUGAUUUCAGGCCUGCAAACGUCCUGUCGAACGCCGAAUUUCAGGUCACAGGAGUAGUGGACUGGGAAUUCACCUACGCGGGGCCUCGCGAAUUCGCUUACAGUGCACCAGUCUGGCUUCUUCUUGAGCUGCCCGAGUACUGGCCGGAUGGACUGGACGAUUGGACGCACGUCUACGAGCAACGCCUUCCCAUCUUCCUAACGGCAGUGCGUGAGAGCGAAACCGCGGCCAUCAAGGGGGGGACAUUGCGGGAAGAACAAUGCCUCUCGCAAUUCAUGGACGACAGCUGGAAGACGGGUGAUUUUUGGGUCACUUAUGCGGCAAGGCGAUGCUGGGCGUUCGACAUGGUUUAUUGGGUCAAGAUUGAUAAAAGGUUUUUUGGAGUUGGGACCGUCGAUGAUCGUCUGGAACUUUUGACUAUGGAGGAGAAAACAGAAUUGGACCAGCUGCUGAACAGGAUGUUCAAAGCAAGCUUGAUCGACUUCCUCGGCGCAUGGUUUUACCCUUCUACUGAAGAGCACGCGCCUCUGCGACAGCGGGAAAAUACUGAUCAGGAUGUGUACAACCCGAGCCGGUAUCUCUAA